AUGCCUGAGCAAUACCACGGCCACCCCGACUACGCGUUUGAUCGCAAUUUCCAAGGUUAUGGUGAAAAGGGCCUAACACUCAAAUGGCCCAACAAUGCCAAGAUUGCAGUUUCCUUUGUCAUCAACUAUGAAGAGGGAGCUGAGCGUUCAGUCCUCACCGGCGACGGCAUAGCCGAGCCUAAUCUUCGCGAGCACGCAGCAGCUCACCCGCGCAUCAACGAGCGCGACUACAGCGUCGAGUCCGAGUACGAGUACGGCAGCCGGGUGGGCUUCUGGCGCAUGUUCCGGCUGUUCGAAAAACACGGGCUCAAGUUCACUCUCUACGCAGUGGCGCAGGCGCUCGAGCAGAACCCGGCCGUCGCGGAUCGCUGCGUCGAGGGAGGCCACGACGUCGCCUCGCACGCCUACCGCUGGAUUGACUACCACGACUUCCCCGUCGACCGCGAGCGCGAGUACAUCAAGAAGGCCGUCCUGUCCCUCAAGAAGCUGACGGGAUAUGCGCCCCGCGGUUGGUACUACGGUCGUCCCUCGCCGCACAGCCGCAGCCUGGUGCCGGCCGUGUACGAGGAGCUCGGCGAGGAGCUGGUCUGGGCUAGUGACGCCUACGCGGAUGACGUGCCGUACUGGACGGACCUGCCCAUGGAGCGGGACAAGCCCGAGCCCAAGGGGUGUUUGAUGGUGCCUUAUUCGUACGACUGCAACGACUUCAAGUUCUUGUCAGCGGGAGCUGGAUUCCGCGACACUGAGGGAUUUGAAAACCACCUCAAGAACGCGUUUGAUGUGCUGUACGAGGAAGGUGGAGAAGGCAUGCCAAAGAUGAUGACGAUCGGGCUGCACUGUCGCAUCAUUGGCAGGCCAGGCAGGUUCACGGCGCUGAAGAACUUUGUGGAGUACAUUACGAGCAAGGAGGGUGUUUGGGUGGCGACAAGGACCGAGAUUGCCGAGGCCUUCAAGGAGCAGUUCCCAUACAAGAAGGGACAGCUGGCGUGA
Messenger RNA from Pyricularia grisea, 990 nucleotides. RefSeq lists its product as uncharacterized. The record is from RefSeq and is a predicted model, not a curated record. Gene Ontology annotation, biological process: carbohydrate metabolic process. The transcript has 2 exons. The coding region runs from base 1 to 990 and encodes 329 amino acids. Gene Ontology annotation, molecular function: hydrolase activity, acting on carbon-nitrogen (but not peptide) bonds. Lineage: Eukaryota; Fungi; Ascomycota; Sordariomycetes; Magnaporthales; Pyriculariaceae.